AUGAGUGAAAUUAAUGUUUUACGGCAGUCUCCACUCCCCUCUGGUUCAUCGGCAGCCUCCACUCCCCCCUCUGGUUCAUCGGCAGCCUCCACUCCCCUCUGGUUCAUCGGCAGUCUCCACUCCCCUCUGGUUCAUCGGCAGUCUCCACUCCCCUCUGGUUCAUCGGCAGUCUCCACUCCCCUCUGGUUCAUCGGCAGUCUCCACUCCCCUCUGGUUCAUAGGUUUUACACAAACACGCCUCCUUUGUUCCCUCUGCUCUCGAUUGCUCUCGAUUUUGUCAGGUUAGAUUCUCAAUUCUUUUCAAUCAUAGGUUCGAUUGUUGUUGUUAAAGUUAACAUGAAGGCAAGAUAUCCAAAGGAAGAACACGUACCUAGAGAAUUUAUAAACCUAACCAAUUCGAGUGAUUUCACGAAGGUAUAUAACAUGCUGAUGCUUAUUAAGAUGAAAAGCAAUGAGAAGACAUAUUGGGAAGCAAUCGGUUCAACUUAUAACAAGCAGUUAUGUAUUUAUGUUUGCUGUAUGAUCAAUGAGAUUUCGUCUGAAUUCCUCACCUCUGUCAUAACAGCAUUAGAUGCCAUAGGUAUAAAACCUGAUCUUUAUCCGUCAAAAACCUACUACCCAACAAAUGUUGAAGGAAACACAUAUGUAUGCCCAACUGAUAACAAAUUAAGAAUAGAACUAUUUUCGGACAACCAUGCUAGGGGUUUAAGUAAGUUGUUUGAUUGGCCUACAAUACUUGUUAUCUUUGGUUGUUGUAUCCUUGUCCUUUUCAAUAAGUUUACCACUGAGGAAAACUAUAAAACUUUCAUGACAAAUUCUAUUGCCCAACUUAGAGAGAGAGCUAGAUGUGAUCCCGAUGUUAACUUAGAUAUCCCAUUUGAUUUUAAAGAAGCUAACGCAAUCAAAACUAUGAUCGGUCCUUGUUCAAUGCUUUGCAACGACUCAAUUUGUUUUCUUUUGAAGCACAUGAACUGCCAAAACUCAGGAAUAGGUCUUGUAUGUCAGUAUUUGGGAAAUGAGUUAGCUUGGUUAGAUAUGCAUCAUUUGGUUCUCAUGAAUGACCUUUUAAUUGCACCUCAAUCUCCUGUAUUGGGCGACCCUAGAGUUUUAAGAGAGGUGGAAAGUUUAAGUCAAGCCAUUGCAAAAGUCUCUUCUCAUUCUUACCCUCAGUUCUACAUGUUUAUGGUUUCUAAUUUGGAACGGUUGGAAACAGAACCUUCCAUGUUUCCUACUUUAAUUGCAGUAGCACAGGUGCUGGAGAGAGGUGACAAUAAUGUUACAAAUCUUGAGUCAUCUUCGACUAAGGCUGCAAAUCUAUCCAUCGUGCAAUCUUUGGUAACACUUCACCAAACAACUUUUCCACCAAAUCGCUCAAGGACUUCUGGAGUGUCACUGAUAAAACAAGAGAAGAGAAGAAUCAUUUGA
Messenger RNA from Vicia faba (fava bean), 1425 nucleotides. NCBI's taxonomy places the organism in Eukaryota, Viridiplantae, Streptophyta, Magnoliopsida, Fabales, Fabaceae. The record is from the annotation of a GenBank genome assembly.